Sitophilus oryzae (rice weevil) is the source of this 693-nucleotide messenger RNA. RefSeq lists its product as uncharacterized. Gene Ontology annotation, cellular component: nucleus. The transcript has a single exon. Gene Ontology annotation, molecular function: DNA binding. The coding region runs from base 1 to 693 and encodes 230 amino acids. The record is from RefSeq and is a predicted model, not a curated record. Lineage: Eukaryota; Metazoa; Arthropoda; Insecta; Coleoptera; Curculionidae.
AUGGAUGAAACGGGGGUACAAACGGUCCCGAAUAUACUUCCAAAACACGUAGCCCCCAAGGGAAAGAAAGAAGUCGCUAAGGCUGUAGCAGCGGAGCAAGGUCAAACAGUAUCCGCCGUGUGUGCAGUGAGUCCUAUAGGCUAUUUUGUGCCUCCUUUUUUUAUAUACGCAAGAAAAAGAGAAGAUCGGCUUCUUAUUAAAGGUGAUCCAUUAGGAUGCGAGAUGGCUGUAACCGAUAAACGGUACAAAAACACUCCCACUUUCAUCAAAUGGCUGAACCAUUUCAAAAAGUAUGCCAAACCAAGUGACAGCAACCCCAUUUUACUAAUACUUGACAAUCAUGUGUCCCACACAAGCCGUGAAGCAGUUACUUUCGCAAAAUCAAACAAUAUUCACCUCCUUACUUUGCCACCCCACAGCAGCCACAAAACCCAACCUCUUGACCGUUGUAUAUUUCGACCACUGAAGGCUUAUUACGAUGUGGCCGUAGAUUCAUGGGACGUUUCUCAUCCAGGAGAAACCUUCAGUGUUUACAACGUUGCUGAAUCAUUCAAGAUAGCUUUUGAAAAAGCAAGCUCGGUUGAAAACGCAGCUGAAGCUUUCAAAACUACUGGUAUUUUUCCAUUUGAUGCCAAUAUCUUCUCGGACGCUGAUUUUUUGCCGUCAAAAGUGACAGACCAGUCUCCAGGAUGA